Synchiropus splendidus (mandarinfish) is the source of this 988-nucleotide messenger RNA. It is a transcript of the gene prdx1, whose product is annotated as peroxiredoxin 1. Bases 61 to 657 code for a protein of 198 amino acids. Gene Ontology annotation, cellular component: cytosol. Lineage: Eukaryota; Metazoa; Chordata; Actinopteri; Syngnathiformes; Callionymidae. Gene Ontology annotation, biological process: cell redox homeostasis; cellular response to stress; leukocyte activation. Gene Ontology annotation, molecular function: thioredoxin peroxidase activity. The transcript has 6 exons. The record is from RefSeq and is a predicted model, not a curated record.
CCUUGGCGUGAGCGCAUGACUACUCGCGUCUCUCCCUGUUGCACAAGACUGAGAUAAAAGAUGUCUGCAGGCAGAGCCCAAAUCGGACAGCCAGCCCCUGAUUUCGUAGCCAAAGCGGUGAUGCCAGAUGGACAGUUUAAGGACAUCAAGCUGUCAGACUACAAAGGAAAGUACGUCGUCUUCUUCUUCUAUCCCUUGGACUUCACUUUUGUGUGUCCGACUGAGAUCAUCGCCUUCAGCGAUGCAGCCGAUGAGUUCAAGAAGCUGGACUGUGAAGUCAUUGCUGCAUCGGUUGACUCUCACUUCUCCCAUCUGGCAUGGACCAACACACCACGUAAACAGGGAGGCAUAGGCGCCAUGAAGAUCCCUCUGGUGUCUGACACGCGGCACACCAUCUCAGCUGAUUAUGGAGUGCUGAAGGAAGAUGAGGGCAUCGCCUACCGGGGUUUGUUCAUCAUUGACAACAAAGGCAUCUUGAGGCAGAUAACCAUCAAUGACCUUCCAGUCGGACGAUCAGUUGAGGAAACUCUCCGUCUCGUCCAGGCCUUUCAGUUCACUGACAAAUAUGGAGAAGUCUGUCCUGCCGGUUGGAAACCAGGAAAUGACACCAUCAAACCGGACGUCCAGAAAAGCAAAGACUUCUUCUCCAAGCAGUAAUAAAUCCAAGACAAGAAUCUGCCAUCUGCUUUAGGAGGUUUAAUAUUUAGAUACCGUUGUUCAGCCGCUGUGACUGUGAUGCUGUGGUGAGGGGAUAUUUGUAUCACCUUUCGUCCACCUGACUGUAGAGAAAGACACUUACAUGUGACCAAAAUAUGAAAACGUGCACUCCGCUUGUUUUUUUUUUUAGCUUUUUAGUUUCUGUUUCACACAAAUGUUUGUGCUUUUAAACUUCUUUACAGUUACCCACAUUGAAUUAAACGGUGUUAUGGUAAACUACAUUUUUAUUUAUCAAUGUAAGCAAAACGUAUGAAUAAAAUAUUAACAUAUA